Molecule: messenger RNA, 864 nt
Organism: Alternaria arborescens
Lineage: Eukaryota; Fungi; Ascomycota; Dothideomycetes; Pleosporales; Pleosporaceae
Product: Calcium-binding protein
Exons: 3
Coding region: 1-864 (287 amino acids)
Cellular component (GO): cytosol; intracellular membrane-bounded organelle; membrane
Molecular function (GO): calcium ion binding
Source: RefSeq, a predicted model, not a curated record
AUGCAGUCAGAGUUCGACAUCGACAACCACGAGACGCACGCGCAUCCAGCGUCGCCGCCUUGCGUUCCGCCACAGGCGCAAGGAAUACCUCUACUAGAACAUGAACACCCGCCACUCAAGUUUGCGCGCCGCCAUCACAGCGACAUCCCCAGCCAUGACGAGUCCGGAUAUGCGCACUACAAGGAUAUGCAGAAAAUUGCCUUGGCGAAUGCCAUACGCGGUUUCGAGGACGAAUUGGGAUCACGCUGCGGCAUCAAGUGCUUGGAAACACAGAAACACAAGCUGAUCGUGUCCCAUCACAGCCAGAGUAAACUAUCACAGCAGGAGCUGGCCGAUCUCCAGAAAGCGACACAUUUCGACAAGAAAGAGUUACAGCAAUGGUACAAAGGCUUCCUGAAGGACUGUCCAUCGGGCAUGCUCACCAAAGAGGAAUUCCAAAAGAUCUAUAAGCAGUUCUUUCCUUUCGGCGAUCCGUCAUCAUUUGCAGAUUACGUCUUCAAUGUCUUCGAUGCAGACAAAUCCGGCACAAUCGACUUCAAGGAGUUUAUUUGCGCAUUGAGCGUCACGAGUCGCGGCAAGAUGGAGGACAAGCUCGACUGGGCGUUCCAGCUGUACGACAUUGACGGUGAUGGCAAGAUUAGCUACGAGGAGAUGUUGGCAAUCGUAGAAGCUAUCUACAAAAUGGUCGGCUCCAUGGUUAAGCUCCCGGAAGACGAAGACACCCCCGAGAAGCGCGUCAAGAAGAUCUUCCGGAUGAUGGACAAGGACGAGAACGGCAGCUUAGACAUGGCUGAGUUCAAGGAGGGCUCGAAGCGCGACGAGACUAUCGUUUCCGCCCUGUCUCUCUACGACGGUCUUGUGUGA